Molecule: messenger RNA, 963 nt
Organism: Cucurbitaria berberidis CBS 394.84
Lineage: Eukaryota; Fungi; Ascomycota; Dothideomycetes; Pleosporales; Cucurbitariaceae
Product: NAD(P)-binding protein
Exons: 2
Source: RefSeq, a predicted model, not a curated record
AUGACGUUGAAUCCUGAUUCUCUUCCCGACCUCACUGGCAAGGUAUACAUCGUGACCGGCGCGACGUCCGGCAUAGGCUACUCUACAGCAUCCCGCCUCGCCCAAAAGAACGCACAUGUCUACAUCUGUGCCCGCACAACCGAAAAGGGCAAUGCGACCAUUUCAACCAUCAUCUCCACUCAUCCUCAUGCUCAACUCAGCGUCCUGGUCAUGGACCACCUACGAUUAUCUUCCGUUGUCACAGCAACGCAGCACUUCCUGUCCAAGGAGACGAGAUUGGACGGGCUAGUGAAUAACGCAGGGAUCAUGGCGACGCCCUUUGCCAUGACAGAAGACGGUUACGAAGCACAAUGGCAGACGAAUUACCUCGCGCACUGGGUCUUCACAUCGCAUCUUCUACCGCUGCUGCGUGCGACUGCGACGCGUGCGAAGGCAGAAGGUAGUCCGGCGGGUAGCGUGCGCAUCGUGAAUCUCUCGUCGUUUGGACAUUUCUCUGCGCCGACAGGCGGGAUUCAUUUCGCAGAUACGAGUCUAAGAGAUGGGAAGAAUAUGCAGCGAUACGGGCAGUCGAAACUUGCUAAUGUCCUACAUAUGAAGUCGCUCCAAGAGCGCUUCGGACCUAAUUCACCGUCCGUAGCUGCUGGUGACGAAGAGAUCUGGGUGUCAGCUGUACAUCCAGGUCUGGUGAAGAGCAAUCUAGGAGAUAGAGCUGAGUUGCCGGGCUUGAUGUGGGCUCUAAUCAUGCCGUUUCAGUGGAUUGGAGGAAUGGUAGACCAGGACAAGGGGAGUUGGACGAGCUUGUUUUGCGUUGCAAGCCCGGAGAUGAAGAGGGAGGAUAGUGGGAAGUACUUUCAGCGGAUUGCGGAUCCGAACGGGUGGCAAAGUGGGAUGGCGAAGGACGAGAAGCUUGCGGAAAAAUUAGAGGAUUGGACAAGGAAGGAAAUGGCAAAGGGUGGUUGGAUC